GAUAGUUAGAAAUGGGGGAUUUUUGUGGUCGAAAGUAACGGCCUUCCUAAAGCAGACUCAGGCACUGGUUCUGGUUCUGAGCGGAUAAAAGUGCUUGUCCAUGCGCGCUGAAAGCGACACGGCGCGGGAAUCUUCGAAACGGGGAAGGGGGAGAAAAUUACGCAAACAGCAGCUGCAGCCCCCACUCUUACGGAUCAAACACAGCCGCCAUGGAUGAUGUUAGGGCAACCUCUGCUUGGGUUGCUAGCCACUCCUCCCACGUCCUUGUCGACUCUUCAGGGAUUGAGAAAGUGGUGGAUACUAUAGAGUCGAUUCCGAAAGUUGAUUGGGAUUUUGAAGGGAUUCACUAUUUUGAUAAUGGUCCGUUAACCGUCCAGUACUUGUUCGUCUUGGACGCCUUGAAUUUCUGUUUCUGGCCUGAUAAGGACUUGAGCUAUGAUCACCUGGCCUCUGGACUGAAGGCUGCUCUUCAAAAUGACAAGUCAGCAUUUGAUGCUGAUCGCCUGCAAGAGUACACUGGCCCUCAAUUGCGUGAACUGUUGAAAUGGCCUAGACCACUUCCUUUGGAGGAUGAACGGGUUCGCUUGCUGCAUGAGGUUGGAUUCGAACUAGAGAGAAGCUUCGAGGGUAAGGCUUCUAAUAUAGUGGAGUCCUGUGGGAAAUCAGCUGUGAAGCUUGUUGCUGCUAUCACACGACACUUUCCUGGCUUUCGAGACCACUCUCUCUACAAAGGCCACCAGGUAUUCCUGUACAAACGAGCUCAAAUACUUGCUGCUGACCUUUGGGGUGCAUUCCGUGGCAAAGGAUACGGAGAGUUCAAUGACAUUGGUUCAAUCACCAUUAUGGCUGACUACAUCGUUCCUGCAGUACUUCGACAGCUUGGGGUGCUAAAAUAUAGUUCUACACUCGCUAACAUCAUUGAUGCUAACAAUGAAAUUGGUUCAGGCAGCGAGGAGGAAGUAGAACUCCGGGCUUGCUCGAUAUAUGCAGUUGAGAAAAUGAGAGAAUUGAUCAGUCAGAAAUCAGGAAAACAGGUUCUAAGCGUGGAGUUAGAUCUUUGGCUUUGGUCAUUCGGAAUCCAGUUCCCAUCUCUGCCUCACCAUCGUACUCUUUCAAUCUACUACUGAUACCAAUCCAAUAUUGGAUAUGAUGGCCUUCUGGCAGAAGAAGCUCGGGGUAAUUUCUCGAGAACUAUGAUAGUUGGCGUCUAUUUUAGGAACCCUGAAGUUUAGUAGCAAAGGACAGAAUAUAAAAGUUAAAGACUUCGUAUAUCUAUUACGUCAGUACUAUUACAGACAGUCAAAACGAUGAAUAAUUUAAUAUAACAGUAAUGGUUUAUUCAGACC
Messenger RNA from Cucurbita maxima (winter squash), 1346 nucleotides. Its product is annotated as queuosine salvage protein-like. The record is from RefSeq and is a predicted model, not a curated record. The transcript has 7 exons. NCBI's taxonomy places the organism in Eukaryota, Viridiplantae, Streptophyta, Magnoliopsida, Cucurbitales, Cucurbitaceae. The coding region runs from base 210 to 1127 and encodes 305 amino acids.